AUGGGCAGUGACGAAUGGACGAGGCAACGGAAGGAUAACCACAAAGAGGUCGAGCGCCGCCGCCGUGGAAAUAUCAACGAAGGCAUCAACGAGCUUGGCCGGAUCGUCCCCAACGGGUCAGGCGAAAAGGCAAAAGGUGCCAUCCUGUCCCGCGCGGUGCAGUACAUCCAUCAUCUGAAAGAGAAUGAGGCGCGGAACAUCGAAAAGUGGACGCUGGAGAAGCUGCUGAUGGACCAGGCGAUGGGGGAUUUGCAAGCGCAGUUAGAGGAGAUGAGGAGGAUGUGGGAUGAGGAGAGGAUGGGGAGGCAGAGGGCUGAGUCGGAGCUGGAGACGUUGAAGGGUGGUGGUCAGAAGAGGCCGAAUGAGGAUGGGGAUGGGAAAGAGGAGGGAGACGGGAAGAGGCAGAGGACGGAGUGA
Guyanagaster necrorhizus is the source of this 417-nucleotide messenger RNA. RefSeq lists its product as uncharacterized. Bases 1 to 417 code for a protein of 138 amino acids. Gene Ontology annotation, cellular component: nucleus. The transcript is spliced from 2 exons. Lineage: Eukaryota; Fungi; Basidiomycota; Agaricomycetes; Agaricales; Physalacriaceae. The record is from RefSeq and is a predicted model, not a curated record. Gene Ontology annotation, molecular function: DNA-binding transcription factor activity; protein dimerization activity.